Penicillium macrosclerotiorum is the source of this 267-nucleotide messenger RNA. RefSeq names its product translation elongation factor Tu. The coding region runs from base 1 to 267 and encodes 88 amino acids. The record is from RefSeq and is a predicted model, not a curated record. NCBI's taxonomy places the organism in Eukaryota, Fungi, Ascomycota, Eurotiomycetes, Eurotiales, Aspergillaceae. The transcript has a single exon. Gene Ontology annotation, molecular function: GTP binding; translation elongation factor activity; GTPase activity. Gene Ontology annotation, biological process: translational elongation.
AUGACCUCACAUCACAAGCCCCAUAUCAACGUCGGUAUGAUUGGCCAUGCUGAUCAUGGUAAAACGACCCUGACGGCUGCCAUCAUUGAGACACUGAGCAGGAAGUUUGGCUCGACCAUUACGGCCUACGACGAAAUUGACAACCCGCCCAAGGAGAAAGUCUAUGGUAUUACUAUCUCGACCGCCCAUGUUGAGUAUGAAAUCGCGGCUCUCCACUGUAGUCAAGUUGACUUUUCUAGUGGAAAAAGAAGUGCGCGAGCUGCUUAG